Molecule: messenger RNA, 282 nt
Organism: Protopolystoma xenopodis
Lineage: Eukaryota; Metazoa; Platyhelminthes; Monogenea; Polystomatidea; Polystomatidae
Source: the annotation of a GenBank genome assembly
AUGCUUAAUACUUUUCCUUACUAUUUGGCCUACAAAAUCGGAAUCGGACUUUGUCCCAGCGAAUUCGACGAUAAUGGGAUACCUGUCGGUGAACCUGCUGCCGGGACGGUGGUUGACUACCACUACACGGCACAGCUCACCAGCGAAAUGCCUGACAUCGCCGACUCAAGAAUGGAGGAGAGGAUAAAGAUGAACUUGUCAAUUCAUGCUAUCAAUAGAUGCGAACGCUAUUUGCAGGUACGUCAACAGUCAUCGUAUAAGAGAUUUUUCUUACGCCUCUGA